This is a messenger RNA of Chiloscyllium plagiosum (whitespotted bambooshark), 2991 nucleotides long. The record is from RefSeq and is a predicted model, not a curated record. Lineage: Eukaryota; Metazoa; Chordata; Chondrichthyes; Orectolobiformes; Hemiscylliidae.
UGGAGGUGGUGAUUGACUGAGUGUGAAGUUCAAUCUCUCAGUCCCCGGAGCAGGAGCAGGUUAACGUCAGGAAGGAUUCGGACAGCGACAAAGCAAGUUUAGAUUUGAACUUGCUCAACACCUGCUUUUCGUGUCUUCAGGGAAGGCAGGAGUGCUGAUCCACAGAUCUGAUCUUUUCAGAAGCGUUUCGAUCCAUUGAAACAGUUAACCGUUUAUUCAGCAUUUUAAAGGUUUCCGGAUUCUCUUGAACAGGGAGUUCCCAUUACAAAGACACUUUCAAAUUAACUGCCCCAAUUGUAAGGUUCAAUUUGCCCCUGCCUCUUUCUCCUUCUCAGAGGGCACUCAGAUCCUCAGUGACUGGUGUGCUUUAGCCAGCAGGGAUGGCAGAAGCUCACCAGGCUGUGGCCUUUCAGUUCACUGUCACCCCCGAUGGCAUUGACUUACACCUGAGCCAUGAGGCUCUCAAACAGGUCUACCUGUCUGGCGUGCGCUCCUGGAAGAAGAGGAUCUGCCGAUACAGAAAUGGUAUCCUGACCGGGGUUUACCCAGCCAGCCCCUCCAGCUGGCUCUUUGUGGUGGUUGCAGUGAUUGCGACAACAUAUGCACGGAUGGAUCCUUCUCUGGGAAUGAUUGACAAGAUCAGAGAUCACCUUCCCACCAAUGGUUACCUGUCAAAUCAGACUGAAAGCAUCCUGAGUGCUUUGCUAUUUGGCACAGCUCUCUGGCUGGCCCUGGUCUUCACGAUGCGACAGACUCUCAAACUGCUGCUCUCCUAUCACGGCUGGAUGUUUAUCGAGUACGGAAAACCACCGCCCCAUGUCAAGCUCUGGAUGUUGCUGGUGAAGAUAUUCUCUGGCCGCAAGCCCCUGAUGAACAGUUUCCAGACAUCUCUUCCCCGACUGCCUGUGCCAUCGGUGAAGGACACCAUGAGGAGGUACCUGGAGUCAGUGCAGCCACUUCUGGAUGAGGAGAAAUUCAAGCGGAUGCAGGCACUCGCCCGGGACUUUGAGCUGAACACAGCGCCAAGGCUGCAGUGGUACCUGAAGCUGAAAUCAUGGUGGGCCACCAACUAUGUCAGUGAUUGGUGGGAGGAGUAUGUCUACUUGCGAGGACGUGGACCAAUCAUGGUGAACAGCAAUUACUAUGCAAUGGAUUAUUUGUACAUUGUUCCAACAACAAAGCAGGCAGCUCGAGCUGGGAAUACCAUUCACGCCAUGUUGCUGUACCGGCGGAAACUCGACCGAGAGGAGAUUCGCCCAACACUCUGCAGCACCUGAAGGACAGCAAACACAUAGCUGUCUACCACCGGGGACGAUUCUACAAGGUCUGGCUCUAUCACAACGGCAGGCUCCUCAAACCCUGUGAGAUCCAAACUCAGAUGCAGAAAAUCCUCGAUGACCAGUCACCAGCCCAGCCUGGGGAGGAGAAACUGGCAGCUCUGACUGCAGGAGACAGGGUCCCCUGGGCUAAAGCACGGAGGUCGUUCUUCAGCCAGGGCAAGAACAGAGUGUCGUUGGACACCAUCGAGAAAGCUGCUUUCUUUGUAACACUGGAUGACACCGAGCAGGGAUUCAGGAAGGAGAAUCCUGUGAAGUCCCUCGAUGAUUACGCCAAGUCUCUGCUUCACGGCAAGUGCUACGACAGGUGGUUUGAUAAAUCUAUAAGUUUUAUUAUUUUUAAAAAUGGGAAGAUUGGUCUGAAUGCUGAACACUCGUGGGCAGACGCUCCGAUCAUCGGGCACCUCUGGGAGUCGAUCCUGGCCACUGACCAAUUCCAGCUGGGAUACACGGAGGAGGGAAAUUGCAAGGGGGAAGCUAACAGCCAGAUUCCACUGCCCCAGCGCCUUCAGUGGGAGAUCAGUGAGCCGUGUCAGGAAGUGAUCACACAAUCUCUGAGUGUGGCGCAGCAACUGGCUGACGAUGUGGACUUCCACUCCUUCCCAUUCGACAACUUUGGCAAGGGUCUCAUCAAACGGUGCCGAAUCAGUCCUGACGCCUUUGUACAGAUGGCACUGCAGCUGGCACACUAUCGGGACAAAGGCUCCUUCUGUCUGACGUACGAAGCCUCCAUGACCCGGCUAUUCAGAGAGGGCCGCACCGAGACUGUUCGUUCCUGCAGCAUUCAGGCCACCAAGUUUGUACUGGCCAUGAUGGACCCAGCUCAGACGCGGGAACAGAAGUUGAAACUGUUCAAACAGGCAGCGGAGAAACAUCAGGAUCUGUACCGCCAUGCCAUGACAGGAGCUGGCAUUGAUCGGCACCUCUUCUGUCUUUACGUGGUGUCCAAAUACUUGGGGGUGGAGUCUCCAUUCUUGAAGGAGGUAUUGUCAGAGCCCUGGAAACUGUCCACCAGCCAGACCCCACACCAGCUGCUUGAACUCGUGGAUGUCAACAGAUUUCCCCAGUACGUGUCGAGCGGAGGGGGCUUUGGCCCGGUGGCUGAUGAUGGUUACGGAGUCUCGUACAUUAUGGUCGGAGAGACACUCAUUAACAUGCACAUCUCAUGUAAAUUCUCCAGUCCUGAGACAGAUUCUCAUCGCUUUGGUAAGCAUUUCCAACAAUCUAUGCUCGAUAUCCUGACCCUGUUCAACUUGAACAACAGGCCCAGCCAGUAACAUUAACCACAGCAGUGGCUACAGCUCACCCCAGAGCAACUUUCAGAAGUGUGGCACAGAACGAUUUGACGACUGGCAUCUUGGCAUCACUCUUCCCCUUUGCCACUCUUCCCUGAGCGGCCAUUCUGGGUGGAUUAUUUUGUCUGUCUUUGUAAUUUCAAAGACCACGAAGGCUGGACUGAACUGAGGAUGGUUGUGGGGGUGGGAAGUGAGGGGAAAACAGCCCUGCCCUCUUUUCGAGCUGGUGGGGUUGGGGUGCAAUUGUGUGGAGUCUCACCCGAGAUAGAUAGUGCACAGGGUAAGGGAAGUGCGGUCAAUGAGUCUUGUUUCCCAACCUCGCCCCCAUUGUCGUAAUUAAAGAGAGCUUCUUCACCUUG